Ostrea edulis (European flat oyster) is the source of this 1521-nucleotide messenger RNA. RefSeq names its product ankyrin-2-like. Lineage: Eukaryota; Metazoa; Mollusca; Bivalvia; Ostreida; Ostreidae. The record is from RefSeq and is a predicted model, not a curated record. Bases 1 to 1521 code for a protein of 506 amino acids. The transcript has 6 exons.
AUGGCGUGGCACUUGGUACAGCGGCAAGUCGGUCUUACCCGCACAGGGGGCCUCUGGCGCUCUCUCGGUCUAGAUUGGUGUUGGGUGGGCUCUGGUUCUGAUGUGGUAGGAUCAACCUCGGACUCAGAGGAAGAUAAGGAGGAGGACUCCGAAGAGGAAGAGGGUUUCCUUAUCCCGGAUGAGCGGUCCCUCGCAUCCUCGUCGUCGUCGGAGGAGAACUCUGAAGAGGAAGAAGCUCUCUUUGUUGCGUCUGAUGACUCUUGCCUAAUUGAGGAGGACAAAGACGAGGACUUUUUGGAUGAUGCAGGCGCCUUCGAGGCAGAGCAGGACUCCGAAGAGGAAGAUGCUUUCCUUGUCGUGGCUGGUGACUCUUGCCUGCUCGAGGAGGAGGAGGAAGACAAGAAGUCUGGGAAUGAUGCAGGAGGCUUCAAGGAGGCGGAGGACUCCGAAGAAGAAGACGAGGACUCUUUGGACGGUGCCGGAGCCUUCAAGCAAUCCCCAAUGUCAUACUCCAGGAUGGAGAGUGAGGAGGUGGAAAUAGGCGGAAAAGAUGGGAUCGGGCUGGAAGUCCUAGAAGCCUUAAUGCUAGGGAAUCGAAAUUCACAUGAGAUGGGACCCCAAACGUCCCCUGUCAGAUCUCAAAAGGACAGCUUUGAGUCGUACAGGGUAACGGAGAUAUGGGGUCAGGACUGGAGUCCCCGAAUGUGUGAUGAAAUUCAAACCUGUCCUCUCCCCCAAUGUAAAUACAGCUACAGCAGACACAACCCGUCCUCUCCCCAGUGUAAAUACAGCAGACACAAACCGUCCUCUCCCCAAUGUAAAUACAGCAGACACAACUCGUCCUCUCCCCAAUGUAAAUACAGCAGACACAACCCGUCCUCUCCCCAAUGUAAAUACAGCUACAGCAGACACAACCCGUCCUCUCCCCAAUGUAAAUACAGCAGACACAAACCGUUCUCUCCCCAAUGUAAAUACAACAGACACAACUCGUUCUCUCCCCAAUGUAAAUACAGCAGACACAACCCGUCCUCUCCCCAAUGUAAAUACAGCAGACACAAACCGUUCUCUCCCCAAUGUAAAUACAACAGACACAACUCGUUCUCUCCCCAAUGUAAAUACAGCAGACACAACCCGUCCUCUCUCCAAUGUAAAUACAGCAGACACAAUCCGUUCUCUCCCCAAUGUAAAUACAGACGCAACCUGUCCUCUCCCCAAUGUAAAUACAGCAGACACAACUCGUCCUCUCCCCAAUGUAAAUACAGCAGACACAACUCGUCCUCUCCCCAAUGUAAAUACAGCAGACACAAUCCGUCCUCUCCCCAAUGUAAAUACAGCUACAGCAGACACAACCCGUCCUCUCCCCAAUGUAAAUACAGCAGAUACAACCCGUCCUCUCCCCAAUGUAAAUACAGCAGACACACCCCGUCCUCUUCCCAGUGUAAAUACAGCAGACACAACCCGUCAUCUCCCCAAUGUAAAUACAACUACAGCAGACACAACUCGGCAUAUCACUUCCACUAG